Molecule: messenger RNA, 2085 nt
Organism: Pelobates fuscus (common spadefoot toad)
Lineage: Eukaryota; Metazoa; Chordata; Amphibia; Anura; Pelobatidae
Product: astacin-like metalloendopeptidase
Exons: 14
Coding region: 1-2085 (694 amino acids)
Biological process (GO): proteolysis
Molecular function (GO): metalloendopeptidase activity; zinc ion binding
Source: RefSeq, a predicted model, not a curated record
AUGCUGAAAGAAUCACUGCCCAAAGUGCAAUUUUUGAGUGUUGCACUCAAUAAUUCGGAUAAACACAAGAUGGAAGAACAGAUAGAGGAGAUGACUAAAACAUUCCUCGAAAGAGGCUAUCGACGUCAGGAGUUGCUCAAGGCACAACAAGAAGCAAGAAAUGCCAAUGCCAAUAUGCAAGUUAGAAAGCCACCAGCAAUGGUAUUCCCAAUGGCCAAUAAUGACGCUUCACCUAAAAUAGCCAAAAUCGUCAAACAAAAUUGGAAGAUGCUGGCAAGCGAUGAUACCUUGCCUAAAGUGUUCAAAGAAAACCCAUUGAUUUGUUUCAAAAGGAAUAAAACAUUAAAGGACAUAGUGGUACAUACAGACCCGACUAAAAGCUCCAGUCAAGAAGCAGCAAUCCAGUAUCGUGACAAUAAGGAACAUAGGAGGAUCUUUUAUACAGUUACCAUGGAGCUGACCAAAAUAUUACUGCUGAUUGUGGCUGAAUGGACGAUUGGCCUGGCUUUACCUGUGCAGGUCUUCAAUAAAGCAUAUGAAGAAACCAUCAAUGACCUACGUAAAGAAGCUAAAACAGUUUUCGAACUGAUAGAAGCUGCAAACAAAGAUAUUAGCAAGCCUCUAGUGCAUGGAGACAUUGUCAUUAAUACUGGCCGGGGUGUGAAGAAUUGCUAUAGUUGCUUCUGGCCGGCAUCCCCGGAUGGAGUGGUUCCUGUCCCUUAUGUUAUUUCCUCAGUAUACUCAAGCAUUCAGAAAUUGCUUAUUACUGAGUCCAUGAAACAGAUUGAACUCAUGAGCUGUGUGAAGUUUGUUCAGAGAACAUCACAAUGGGACUAUCUGAGUCUUGAAUCUGGAAAUGGGUGCUGGUCAAAUGUAGCAAGGCAAGGUGGCAAACAGACUGUCAGUCUGGACAAGUCAGGCUGCCUGGGCUCAGGAACAAUCCAACAUGAACUUAUGCACUCUCUGGGAUUUUUCCAUGAACAUAGCAGGAGUGACAGAGAUAACCAUGUUGACAUCUUUUGGAAGUACAUCAGUGAUGCAAACAAGUUCAACUUUAACAUCGUGGACAGCAACAAUAUGAACCUUCCGUAUGAUUAUACAUCAGUCAUGCAUUAUCAAAAUAUGGCUUUCACUAACACCCCUGGUCACGCUACCAUAGCUGCAAAAGGCAAUGCUUCUUUACCACUUGGACAGAGUAUAGGAAUGAGCCACCUGGAUGUGAUCAAACUUAACAAACUCUAUAACUGCAAUGUCUGCCGAGUGAAACUAAUGGAUCAAUCAGGGUCUUUCUCAACUGACAAUGUCUCAUUCGGACAAGAUCGUAGUUGCCUCUGGUUAAUUCAAACUGACUCUUUCAAACUGGUUCAUCUUCAGCUCAGUGACAUUAAUAUCCCUGCUUCCGUUGGAUGCUCUGACAGCUAUAUAAAGGUUUAUGAUGGGAACAGCAAAUCUUCUAGUGUUAUCUUGGACAAGACUUGUGGAGCUGGAAUAAUCCCACCACUUAUCUCUUUUGGGAAUAGCAUGCUAAUAGAAUUCAUGAGCAAUCAGACGCCAUAUCUUAGCAGAUUUAAUGCUUUCUAUGAGACAGUUUCUUAUGGAGGAACUUUAACCAGCCCUUCUGGAAGAAUCAUCUCUCCAUCCUAUGGCAAGGCAUAUCCCAACGAUAUAGAUGCUGAAUGGUCCAUUAUAGCUCCACCACAGUCUAAAGUGUUUCUGGAAUUCAUUGAUUUUGACCUGCAAGAUUGCUCAGGUUGUUCCUGUGACUCUCUGACUAUAAUUGAUGGCGCCAGAUCAACUUCCCCAGUCCUGGGCAAAUACUGCAACACUGAUGUGCCCGAUUCUUUGACAUCUUCUGGAAAUGUGAUGAUAUUGAGGUUUCACAGCGAUAACCAGACAAGUUCUGUUGGUUUCUUUUUAUCAUAUUUCUUUGGAUGGACACGGCCCGAGGUUGUAUAUUAUUCCAUCUACCAUCAGUCUGAAGUGGACAUUCGGGGAGGUCUCGAGAAAGGCCCACCUCAAGACUUCACCCUUAUGCUGAGAUUAGUAAACGGUGUACAACCGCAGUUGGUCACUCUGAGUCACUAA